Messenger RNA from Hyaena hyaena (striped hyena), 3129 nucleotides. RefSeq names its product anoctamin 7 (gene ANO7). Gene Ontology annotation, cellular component: plasma membrane. The transcript has 27 exons. NCBI's taxonomy places the organism in Eukaryota, Metazoa, Chordata, Mammalia, Carnivora, Hyaenidae. Bases 1 to 2892 code for a protein of 963 amino acids. Gene Ontology annotation, biological process: chloride transmembrane transport; calcium activated phospholipid scrambling. The record is from RefSeq and is a predicted model, not a curated record. Gene Ontology annotation, molecular function: chloride channel activity; protein dimerization activity.
AUGCCCACACGGGCACCCCGCCAGGCUGAGAUGACAGUGGCCCGCAUCUGUGGCUGCCACCUCUCCCUAAUGCCCCGCAGCUGCAGCCCAACAGCUGACGUCUGGCCCGGACUCAGCUGCCCAGACCAGGCUUAUGCUGGAAAGUUGGCCAUGACCUCGGAGGCCUCUUCCGGAAGCCGCCGCACCAGGAGCGGGAGGCUACGGAAGCAGGCCCCGGAGGGGGACAGCACCCUCCUGAUCCACGUGGCCCCCGGGGCCGAGGAGGGCCACACGUACGGGAGCACAGCCCCCACCUCAGAGCCGAGCGGAUGCCGGGAAGCCUCCGGCAGGGUGGGGAGCCCUUCCAAGCCCCAAAUAGCAGACUUCGUCCUCGUGUGGGAGGAAGACCUGAGGCCGGGUCGGCAGCAGGGCGGCGCCGGCCGGGUGGAGGCAGACACGCGCGGCGUCUGGAGGGACACCUUUCUGGAUAACCUCCGUGCAGCCGGGCUACAGGUGGACCAGCGCGUGGUCCAGGAUGAGAGCGGAGCCGUGCACUACAUCCUCCUCAGGGCCCCCUGGGCCGUGCUCUGCUACUACGCCGAGGACCUCCGUCUAAAGCUGCCCCUGCAGGAGUUGCCCAGCCAGGCCUCCAACUGGUCGGCAGGCCUGCUGGCGUGGCUGGGCCUCCCCAACAUCCUGCUGGAGGACGUGCCUGACGCGCCCCCUGAGUAUUACUCCUGCCCGUUCAAAGUGAGCAAGCUGCCAAGGUUCCUUGGGAGUGACAACCAGGAGACCUUCUUCGCGAGCACCGAGCGGCACCAGAUCCUGUUUGCGAUCCUGGCCAAGACCCCGUACGGCCACGAGAAGAAAGGCCUGUUCGGGAUCGACCAGCUGUUGGCGGAGGGUGUCUUCAGCGCGGCCUUCCCCCUGCACGAUGGCCCGUUCAGGACUCCCCCAGAGGCCCCCCAGGCCCCGGGCCUCACCCAGAGGCAGAUCCUGUUCCGGCACUGGGCCUGCUGGCGCAAGUGGAACAAGUACCAGCCUCUGGACCACGUACGCAGAUACUUUGGGGAGAAGGUGGCAUUCUACUUCGCCUGGCUUGGGUUCUACACAGGCUGGCUGCUACCGGCGGCAGCGGUGGGCACUCUGGUGUUCCUGGGAGGCUGCUUCAUGGUGUUCUCAGACGUCCCCACGCAGGAGCUGUGCAGCAGCACUGAUCACUUUGAGAUGUGCCCGCUCUGCCUGGACUGUUCCUUCUGGCUGCUGUCCAGCGCUUGCACCCUGGUCCAGGCCGGCCGCCUCUUCGACCACGGCGGCACCGUGUUCUUCAGCGCGUUCAUGGCGCUGUGGGCCGUGCUGCUGCUGGAGUACUGGAAGCGCCAGAGCGCCACGCUGGCCUACCGCUGGGGCUGCUCCGACUACGAGGACAUCGAGGAGAGGCCACGGCCCCAGUUCGCCGCCUCGGCCCCCUCGACAGCCCUGAACCCCAUCACCGGUGAGGACGAGCCCUACUUCCCGGAGAGGAGCCGCGUGCGCCGCAUGCUGGCAGGCUCCAUGGUGGUCCUGAUGAUGGUGGCCGUGGUGCUCAUGUGCCUUGUGUCCAUCAUCCUGUACCGGGCCAUCAUGGCCAUCGUCGUGUCCAGGUCCAACAACACCCUCCUCGCAGCCUGGGCCUCCCGCAUCGCCAGCUUCACAGGGUCGGUGGUGAACCUGAUCUUCAUCCUCAUCCUCUCCAAGAUCUAUGUGGCCCUGGCCCACGUCCUGACCCGAUGGGAGAUGCACCGCACGCAGACCAAGUUCGAGGACGCCUUCACCCUAAAGGUGUUCAUCUUCCAGUUUGUCAACUUCUACUCCUCUCCCAUCUACAUCGCCUUCUUCAAGGGCAGGUUUGUGGGAUACCCAGGCAACUAUCACACCUUAUUUGGGGUUCGCAACGAGGAGUGUGCGGCCGGAGGCUGCCUCAUCGAGCUGGCCCAGGAGCUCCUGGUCAUCAUGGUGGGCAAGCAGAUCAUCAACAACGUGCAGGAGAUCCUCGUCCCGAGGCUGCAGGGCUGGUGGCAGAGGUCCCGGCUGCGUGCCAAGAGGAGGAAGGCGGGGGCUCCCGAGGCGGCUGGCCAAGCGCCCUGGGAGGCGGACUAUGAGCUUCUGCCCUGCGAGGGGCUGUUUGAGGAGUACCUCGAAAUGGUGCUGCAGUUCGGCUUCGUCACCAUCUUCGUGGCCGCGUGCCCGCUCGCGCCGCUCUUCGCGCUGCUCAACAACUGGGUGGAGGUCCGCCUGGACGCGCGCAAGCUCGUGUGCGAGCACCGGCGCCCGGUGGCCGAGCGCGCGCAGGACAUCGGCAUCUGGUCGCACGUCCUGGCCGGCAUCGCGCACCUGGCGGUCGUCAGCAACGCCUUCCUGCUGGCCUUCGCGUCCGACUUCCUGCCGCGCGCCUACUACCGCUGGACGCGCGCCCCCGACCUGCGCGGCUUCGUCAACUUCACGCUGGCGCGCGCGCCGCCCGCCUUCGCGGCCGCGCACAACCGCACGUGCAGGUAUCAGGCUUUCAGGGAAGACGAUGGGGAGUAUUCUCCGACAUACUGGAACCUUCUGGCCAUCCGCCUGGCCUUCGUCAUCGUGUUUGAGCACGUGGUGUUCUCCAUCGGCCGCAUCCUCGACCUCUUGGUACCCGACAUUCCUGAGUCCGUGGAGGUCAAGGUGAAGCGAGAGUACUACCUCGCCAAGCAGGCGCUGGCUGAGAAUGAGGCUCUCUCUGGGACAAACGGAGCAAAGGACGGCUACUCCCUGGGCUCAGAGAGGAGUUUGGACCCACAGCCUACACUGCCAGGAGUCAGCCAGGCCUCACCGGUCCCUUCCUCUAAGUCACGGGGGUCACCGCAGGCCAGCAGUCCCACCUGGAGAUUCCAAAAUUAAGGCCAAGGGACGGAUCAUAGCUAUGGAAACACAUAAUAUGGAAGACAUUCAACAGAGGAGAUGGACACGCACACCCCACCCUGCCCAGGGCCGCCCCGCACACUGGGCCCGGGCAGGCUCGCCAAACAGUCUUUACCAACAACAAGCAGAAACCGAGCACGCGAGAUCCCAAACACAGUUCCGGAAGAGGGGGAGUCGCAUCUGUGACAUUUAGCAAUAAAUGUAGAUGUGCAAAAA